AUGCUAGAUCGACGCUCCAGCGCCUUUGGCAAGGGUGGGGCGGGCCUCAAGGCGGACCCGAGGCCGCUGGGCGACAAGAACUUCCUCAACGCGUGCAUCCGCACCGUGAUCACCUACCUCUCCACGCACGGGUAUCCGUAUGCCGUGUCCCCCAAGAUCCUGACUUCGCCUACGGGCAAGGACUUUGCCCAGAUCGUGCAGUUCCUGUUCCAGCGGUUCGACCCCAGCAUGAAAGUAUUUGGCAAGGUGGAGGACGAGGUCCCGCUGUUCUUCAAGCGUCUCAACUACCCCUUUCAAAUCUCGAAGUCGGCGCUGUUCGCCGUCGGCAGCCCGCACAGCUGGCCGAGCGUGCUCGCUGCGCUGACAUGGCUGGUGGAGCUGCUCAAUUAUGAGGAGAAGGCCGAGGAGGCGGCGGCGGACCCGGCAGGGCCAGGAUCUUUAGACUCGGACCGGCAACGCAGCGAGCGAGCGUUUUACGAGUAUGUCGCAGGCAGCUACAGGUCGUUUCUGUCUGGGGAUGACGUGCGCUGCGCGCAGGCGGACGAGGAGAUGCUGGGGCAGAUCCGGGACCGGGAGGGAGCGCUGACUUCAGAGCUGGAGCGGUUGAGGGAGUCGUCAGACGCGCUAGGCCGCACACUCGAGUCGCUGCGCACGGCGCCCAGCCCCCUGGUGGCGGCGACCGCGGCGCGGGACGAGUGCUCGCGGGACAAGGCCAAGUUUGAGGCGGCCCUGGAGAACAUGCGGGCGGCCAAGGUCACAUGUGCACGCAAGGUGGAGGAGCGCAAGGCGGAGCUGACGUCGCGGAAGCAGCAGCUAGCAGACAUCCUGCAGGAAAACGAUCAGCUGCGGGCCCAGAUCGCGAACCAGUCGCUGUCUCGCGCCGACGUCAACCGGCUGCUGGCUGAACGUGGCAAGCUGAAGGGCGUGCUGGACAGCGUGGUGGAGGCGCGGGAGGGGCUCGAGCGGCGCGCGUACGAGCAGGAGCUGAAGGUGGAGCGCUCGCUGAAGGAGCUGGAGGAGAGCGUGCGGCAGUACAACCUGGCGGCACACAGCGGCGGCGGCGCAAACGCCAGCAGCGGCGGCAGAGACAGAAGCAACAGCGCCGGCGGCAACAGCAGCGGAGGGCGGCGGCAGCAGCAGCAGCAGCGGGCCAGGCUGGCGCUCAUCCCUGCCAGCGCAAAGCGCGCGGGCGGCACCAACUUUGAGCUGUCGGUGUCGCGCGGCGAGGAGGCGCCGCAGGGCCUGGUCGGCGCAGACAUCAAGGGCAGCAUCAAGCCGGGGCUGGUGGCGCUGCGGGAGCGGUACAGGGGCCGCGCCAGGGACCUUGCGGAGGACGGCCUGGGCCUGGCGGAGCAGCUGGAUGCAGCACGCGAGGCGGUCAGGGAGCGGGCAGAGGACGAGGCCAACGCAAAGCUGCAGGUCCAGCGCCUGGAGGUGGCGUACCGCGCCCUGCGCGAUGAGCUGGAUGGUGACAUGCGCACCACGGGGGAGCAGGCCGACAGGAUCAAGUGGUGCCUGUUUGAAUGCUGGGUACCGCAGCAGCCAUGA
This is a messenger RNA of Monoraphidium neglectum, 1548 nucleotides long. RefSeq names its product putative Kinetochore protein NDC80. NCBI's taxonomy places the organism in Eukaryota, Viridiplantae, Chlorophyta, Chlorophyceae, Sphaeropleales, Selenastraceae. Gene Ontology annotation, cellular component: Ndc80 complex. The transcript is spliced from 13 exons. Gene Ontology annotation, biological process: attachment of mitotic spindle microtubules to kinetochore. Bases 1 to 1548 code for a protein of 515 amino acids. The record is from RefSeq and is a predicted model, not a curated record.